Messenger RNA from Corticium candelabrum, 4428 nucleotides. RefSeq lists its product as uncharacterized. The record is from RefSeq and is a predicted model, not a curated record. NCBI's taxonomy places the organism in Eukaryota, Metazoa, Porifera, Homoscleromorpha, Homosclerophorida, Plakinidae. The transcript has a single exon. Bases 1 to 4056 code for a protein of 1351 amino acids.
AUGAUCAAUGGAACUAUGCUAGACAUAAAAUAUGUCAAUGUCAAGUUCAGAAACGAUACAUGGGUAAACAUAUUUGGUUCUGCUUUGUUGAAAGUAAACGUGACAUUGUUUGAGUUUGCUGCUGCUAACGUAACAACGUGCGACAUCACAAAACAAAAUGUGACGCUUGUCAACUCGACGUUGUUUAUGUGCACAGAAUGGAAUGCAACACUGUUCAACACUUCGUACUACAAUGUUACAUCUAUUGGAUGCAGAGCCGUCAACGUUACAGAUCGAAAUGGUACAAUUAUAAACAGCACAUAUAUUGAUUAUUCUCUCAUCAACGUGACCACAAUAGCAGCUUACGCACAGAACGUGUCCUAUUUCUUGGGCUUAUCUGUUAAGAAAGUUUCCGGGUACACAUACAAACGUGGCUGUAGACAUUACACUUAUAGAAAGUCUCGUUACAAUUACUAUUAUUACUACAGAGAGUAUCACUUUAGCUUCUAUGACUUUAUAAAGGACUGGCGGCAACGGAAUUAUUUCUCAUGGAUCUACAAACAAAGUGAACAUUUGUUCAAUCACUUGCAAAAACUUGAUUUUUACUCUCAAAGUGGUACAAAUUUUGCUCCAUUUGAAAAUGAUGUACUAUCGUCUAACAUUACCUACCGAUCUCGGUGUUGGACCCAAUACUGGAAGAACUGGUGGUCUGCAAACGAAGCUAGAUGGCGUCAACAGCAAGAUCGAUGGCAACGAGAAACAAGCUAUACAACGUGGUGGUUUAGGCCAACAGAGACGUUGUGGAAUGUAUGGAGAGACUACUGCAAUCGUUGGCGGUCAGACCUUCUACGCAAUGACUGUGACAACUGUUUUACAAACUGGACAAUCUUUAACAGCAGUUUUGUCAAUGCGAAUUUUAACGGCACCAAUUUCAAGAAUUCAACGUUUGUCAACACAAAAAUUGUCAAUACAACUAUAGUCAAUACAACCAUAUUCAACACGACGUACACAAACAGUUCAUUUAGUAGAGUUCUAAUCAGUAAUCUGAGUAUUAGCAAUUGCAAUCUUGUCAACACUUCGUUUAUCAACAUGGUGACAAUAAACGGAACGUACACAAUCGUUAACUCCUUUUUGCACAACGUCUCUUACAUGAACUUUAAUGUGACGGCGUAUACUGCGAUCAACGUGUUUGAGAACAUGACUGUUGAAGUGAAUGGAACAUGGUUCAGCUACAAACUCGAAAAUGUGACCAGCUACAAUACGCAUAAGACAAACGUUUCAAUAAAAAGUUUACAUCAAUGGCGCCGCGGACUUGUGUCAUUAGCAGACAAGCCUUACAAUUGGAAAUGGUUGCCGGCUAUCUGCAGCUUGGAUAAUAUGGCUAAUGUCACAAACUACACUCUCAUUAAUGCCACUUUCACAAACGUUAGCUUCCUCAAUGUAUCAUUUGACGCUUAUACUGCAAUCAAUUCCACAUUCGUCAACUGUUCUUACGUCAACGUUUCAUUUGUAAACGUCACUUUAUUGAACGUGUCCUCAAUCAAUUCCACACGUAACAACGUGUCAUAUGUAAUGAUGACACAAGUCAAUACUACGUGGAUCAACACGAUUACUGCUAAUACAAAUUUGUCUGCCUUUGUUUGGAAAAACGUCACGUACGUUAACCUAACGUCUCUAAAUACUAUGAUGGUAAAUGGAACCAUGUUGGACAUGAAAUAUAUCAAUAUGACUUCCACGAACGAAACUUGGCUGAACUUAUUUGCUUCUAACGUGCUCGAAAUAAACGUGACGAAACUAGACUUUACCGCAGCGGAUAUAGCAAUUUACAACAUCACGAAACAAAACGUGACUCUCGUCAACUCGACACUGUUUAUGUGCACGGAGUGGAAUGCGACGCUGUUCAAUAUGUCAUACUACAAUGUUACGUUUUUUGGAUGUAGAGCUGUCAACGUAACAAACAUAAACGGAACAAUUGUGAACGGCACAUACAUUGACCAUUCAGCAGUCAAUGUGACCAUAAUAGCAGCCUACUUAUACAACGUGUCAAACAUUUUGGGAAUACCAGGUGUAAAGAAAUACCGUUAUACCCAUCGUUAUGGAUUAUAUUAUGAACCUUACCGUUAUGUCUUCUACUACUACUAUUAUAACUACUACUAUAUGUACUUAUAUUACUACAAAAGAUAUGGUUAUCGUAUUUCAUAUAAUUCCUUUGGGGACUUCUACUAUCGUUACGGAAAUUUGCUCAAACAGUUGAAAACGCUUGAAUCUGUGUCUCAAAGUAGAAUAGCUUUUGUUCCGGUUGGAAACGAAGCAGCUACAUGUUGGUACAAACCUUUGAAAUGGCCUUACUACUUUGAUCAAUGGAAAUGGAAGAACUGGUGGCAUGAAGGUGUAUCUCUGUGGCGUCAACAGCAAGAGUGGCGGAAAGAAGAAAGAAGUUAUUCUUCGUGGUGGUUUAGACCAACAGAAGGAUUGCGGAAGAUGUGGAAUGAAGCUUGUUACUACCAGCAGUCACGUUUUCUAAAUGCCAGUUGUGACAGCUGCUUUAUCAACUUGUCGAUCCUUAAUAGCAGUUUAGUUAGUGUUGUGUUCAACAGCACUGAUUUCAUAAAUGCGACUAUUGUCAACACAAGGAUAGUCAAUACAACGACUUUCGAUGUCACAUACACUAAUUUUACAAUUGUCAACUCCAGUUUGACAAAUACGUCGUUCUUACAAGUGAGGGGCCGCAAUACUCGUGUGAUCAACACGACUCUGUACAACGUGUCUUACAUCAAUUUUACGAUAGCAGGAUAUUCUGCUAUCAACGUAAUUGAGAACAUGACCGUAGAAGUGAAUGGAACAUGGUACAACUACACACUGUGUAACGUAACCAGUUAUAAUGCAAGAAAAACAAAUGUGUCGAUAGAAAGUCAAUAUCGAUGGCAGCAAAGAGUUUUGCGAUACUAUGUAUACGAUUUCUACAAACUUCCUUGGUUGUAUCCAGUCAUUGAUAUCUUUACGGUUAACAUAACCGACUACACUCUCGUUAACGCCACUUUCACCAACGUCAACUCUACAAAUGUAUCAUUUGACUCUUAUACGGCAAUAAACUCUACAUUUAUCAACUGUUUUCACGUCAAUGUCUCAUUUGCAAACAUUACCUUAUUGAAUGUGUCUUCAAUUAACUCCACACAUACUAACAGUUCAUCGAUUAUGAUGACGCAAGUCAAUACGACGUGGAUCAACACGACUAAUAUCAAUGUAACUUUGUCUUACUUUGUUUGGAAAAAUGUCACUUAUCUUAACUUGACAUCACAGAAUUGUUCCAUGACAGAUGGAAAUAUCCUAGACAUAAAAUUUGUCAACGUCACAUCGAGAAACAGAACAUGGGCAAAUGUAUUCAUGUCUGGCUUGACCGAAAUUAAUGUGACUCUAUCUGACUUUGCGACAUCCAAUAUAACAACGUGGAACAUCACAAGACGUAACGUGACGUUCAUCAACUCGACAUUUUUUAUGUGCACAGAAUGGAAUGUUACACAGUUCAACACUUCAUAUUACAAUGUUACAUUUAUAAGAUGCAAAGCCGUUGAUUUGCAAGACAGAAAUGGAACAAUUGUAAACAGCACAUACAUUGAUUAUUCUAUGAUCAACGUCAAUAUAACAGCAAGAUAUAUGCGAAAUGUGGCAUUCACUGGUGUGGAAGACUACACAGCUACAUACACACCUAACUACAAAUGCUAUUUCGGAUCUUACCAUGACUUUUUCUUCUACAAUAGAUGUUACAGGAAAUCCUAUCAAUUACUGAAGUAUUGGGAAUAUAAUUACUCGCCGUGGACAUUAAACCGUCACGACCAUUUACUCGACCAUUUGAAGAAGCUUACGCUUUACCAUUAUAAUAGUAUAGAAUUUGUGUCGCUGUACGGUCCCUUGUAUUAUUGUCCACACGUACCUUGGCCGAAUUUCUGUCACAAGUGGAAGUGGAGCUACCAAUGGUACAGAAGUAGAUUCGACUGGUACCUAAAACUGGAGCAAUGGACGAAAAAAGAAAGCAUUGUCAAAUGGCGGUUCAAUUUCAUUGAGCAAUGGAAUAAUUAAACUCUCAUCUUUGUAGAUCAAGUGAUUUGGUUAAACGUUGUGACAGCUUUACUUUCACUAUCCUUGGCUUGUCAACACUAUUCACAUACAGUACUUUGUUGAAAAACCGUCUAUAGUAGUUCAAUCUCAAUUGCAUAACAUAUGUAGUGUUUUUCCUACAAUACACUUAGGGAACAUGUACUCAAGUUUUCAGUUUGUGAACUGGAGCUCUUACAAAUACACCAAGCCAUUUGUCUGCAUGCACAGGUUUUAUGAAUUCAGAGGCCGGUGAGUAUUAACUGUCCGGAUGUCAGGUAUUUGGCUGGGGUGCCAUAAAAGUUUUCUGAAGAAUUAUGCAGGGUUCGUGAUUUUUAAUUAAUUAAACGAACUACG